AUGAGCGGGAGGCCGGAGCCUGCGCUGGGCCAGGCCGGGGAGGCCGGCAGCGGCGGCAGCAGCAUCCAGGCUCUGGUCCAGGGGCGCGAGGGCCCCGCCGCCUGCAGCAGACUGCCUCGCUCAUGGAAGAUCGUCCUCAGUGUGGCGUUCGCCUUCACUGUCCUCCUCGUUGGGUUCCACAGCCACGUGUGGCCCAGAGAACACUCUUCCCAGAAGCCCCGGCGGCUCUACACCGUGAUCACGGAGUACGGCUCCCGGCUCUCCAACUACCAGGCCCAGCGGCGGAUGCCGAAGGCGCAGCGGGAGCUCUUCAGGAAAGAGAGCCAGACUUUGGAAAGCAACUUGCGUGAAAUCCUGCUCUUAAUGGAGCAAAUCGACGUUCUGAAGGCGUUGCUCAGAGACACGCGGGCCGGGCUGCACAAUCACAGCAGGAGCCCGGAGGGCGACCCCGAGGAGGCCCCGGGCCAGGCGGAGGUCAUGGACAAGGAAAUGUCGAACUUGGUGAAUUAUGUACUUAAGAAGCUGAGAGAAGACCAAGUGCAGAUGGCGGAUUAUGCCCUGAAGUCAGCCGGCGCCUCCAUCAUUGAAGCCCGGACCUCGGAAAGUUAUAAAAGUGAUAAAGCAAAACUGUACUGGCAUGGGAUCGGGUUCUUAAAUUAUGAAAUGCCUCCAGACAGCAUCCUUCAGCCGGAUGUUCACCCCGGAAGGUGCUGGGCCUUCCCAGGUUCCCAGGGCCACGCCCUGAUCAAGCUCGCCGGGAAGAUCAUUCCCACCGCCGUGACCAUGGAGCACAUCUCCGAGAAGGUGUCUCCCUCGGGGAGCAUCUCCAGCGCCCCCAAGGAGUUUUCUGUCCACGGCAUCUCAGAAGAGUGUGAAGGAGAAGAGAUCGCCCUGGGUCAGUUUGUGUAUAACAAAACCGGAACCACCGUACAGACAUUUCAGCUGCAGCAUGUAGUGUCUGAGCCCUUAUUAUGUGUGAAACUUACAAUCCUCAGCAACUGGGGACAUACGAAGUACACGUGCUUAUACAGAUUCAGGGUCCACGGCAGCCCCGAGGGCCACAGCUAGAGGUCUGCUGCCGACGGCCAUGACCACGAGUCAGAAUACUCGUGUUCUUCCUUCCUUAGACUUACUGCACUCGUAGGAAUCGAAUAGUGGGUUCAAACUUGCCAGUAAAAAGUGAAUGAAUUUUACUAAUAAAAACUGUCAAAGUGG
Pipistrellus kuhlii (Kuhl's pipistrelle) is the source of this 1215-nucleotide messenger RNA. It is a transcript of the gene SUN3, whose product is annotated as Sad1 and UNC84 domain containing 3. The transcript is spliced from 10 exons. Gene Ontology annotation, biological process: nuclear envelope organization. Lineage: Eukaryota; Metazoa; Chordata; Mammalia; Chiroptera; Vespertilionidae. Gene Ontology annotation, molecular function: protein-membrane adaptor activity. The record is from RefSeq and is a predicted model, not a curated record. Gene Ontology annotation, cellular component: nuclear envelope; meiotic nuclear membrane microtubule tethering complex. Bases 1 to 1068 code for a protein of 355 amino acids.